CUAUUUAAACUGGAAGAGUACAGCCAUAUUGUGAUGUGUAUCAUCUGGACAACGAAAUCCCGCAGCUUUCUCAUCCACGGUCUUCGACGGCGUAGAGCCGCUCGAGACGUGGCCGCUCGAGCGGCCACGAAGCAUACAUCCGCAUUAACGUCGUGGAAAUGACAAAGAGCCUUAGCCACUGGAUGAUUCAUACCAGCUACUUAUUGUGAUAAACUCUUAGCAUGAUUACUCUCUACGAUCUUCCGACCAAAGCAGCCGAUUCGCCGGGAACUAUGAUGACCUGGCGGACCAGGUAUGCUCUAAAUCUCAAAAGUCUGCCCUACCGCACUGUCUACGUCGAGCUCCCCGAUGUCGAGGCUCUAGCCAAAAAGAUCGGUGCCGCUCCCACCACGACGAAGCCGGAUGGUGUAUCUCCCUUCUACACGAUCCCCAUCAUCCAAGAUGACUCUACUGGAACCGUCGUCUCCGAUUCUCCCGCUAUAGCGGCUUAUCUCGACAAGACCUACCCCGACUCCGGGCCCAUUCUCAUCCCCACUGGGACGAUGACUCUCCAACUCGCUUUCUCCAGUGCAGUUGUCGAUGCGUUCGCUCCCCUCCGGCCAUUCUAUGCUCCGGGGUUAACGACAAAGAUGAACGAGGCGACGGCGGCGUAUUUCUUGAAGAGGUUCGGCGGGGCUGUCAAGAUUGAGAUGCCAAAAGGGGAGGAGCGAGAGAAGCUGUUGGUACAAGCGAAGGAGAAUUUUGGGAAGAUGAACAAAUGGUUUGAAGGAAGCGAGGGAGACUUUGUUAUGGGGAACGAACCGUGUUUCGCGGACACGGCGAUUUGUGCGUUUUUGUGGUUCACGAGGAGGAUGGUUGGGGAGGAGAGUGAGGAGUGGAAAGACGUCGUUAGUUGGAAUGAUGGCAGGUGGGGGAGGUACUUGGAGAGUUUCAAGCCGUAUGAGAAACUCUUAUAGGAAAUGUCCUCUAAUAAUCACUCAGUUUUCUCGCUAAUUCCUUUCAAAGACAGCCGUAAAGCAACAUUUUCUCCAUGAAGAGAUUACACUAUUGUUGAAAGGGGUCGAUUACCUUCUGUGCAAUACUGUU
Guyanagaster necrorhizus is the source of this 1086-nucleotide messenger RNA. RefSeq lists its product as uncharacterized. Bases 222 to 956 code for a protein of 244 amino acids. Gene Ontology annotation, biological process: glutathione metabolic process; L-phenylalanine catabolic process. The transcript is spliced from 3 exons. Lineage: Eukaryota; Fungi; Basidiomycota; Agaricomycetes; Agaricales; Physalacriaceae. Gene Ontology annotation, molecular function: glutathione transferase activity; maleylacetoacetate isomerase activity. The record is from RefSeq and is a predicted model, not a curated record.